Molecule: messenger RNA, 11977 nt
Organism: Paramuricea clavata
Lineage: Eukaryota; Metazoa; Cnidaria; Anthozoa; Malacalcyonacea; Plexauridae
Source: the annotation of a GenBank genome assembly
AUUUUUUUCUGCCUUGCAAGGUGUGGCACUGAUGAAGGAGAUCAAAUAACUACAAGUGAGAGGCCAGGACGCUGUUUAUUCUCUUUAGGAGAAGUUCAUACCCGCAGGGGUUGCCGUGUCGGACCUCCCGUACAUUUCAGUGAUUUCCUCUAGCUGAACAAGGUAAGCAACUCCGAGCGGGGCUGGAGAUUUUUAUCAUACCAACCUAAUUAAGCGGGGUUUGCCUUCUUUUGAAAUUCAAAAUUGAUUUCCUCCUGCUGGGGGGUACAAUAAAUUUUGCAUGGCCCUUUACUCGAGGAGAAACACGUGAAUCAACUCAAAAUGUUUUUUUGAACACUAGUAAUAACGAUAUAUACCAAAAGUAUUAAAUCCAGCAUUGUAUCGCCAAGUGAAACCCAUGCGCCAAGUGAAACCCAUGCACCAAUUUGAACAAAGUACAGUAAGAUGUAAGAUGAAGUACUAACCAAAAGAAGACGACACUUUAGCACUUAGCAUAAUUUUAUUUUAUUUCGCCGUUUGAGUGAUGGUAAAGAGCGAUUUGGCUCGUAUAUCAGCUCCGUGUUCCUGAGCUCGUGUUCACGAUUUUAAAUAUAAUCGGUACUAUAGCAAUUUUUUUCCUUUUACUUGGAAGUUGGAACCAUAUAAAAUAAGGAAAGAAGAUGAAGUUCAAAGCAGAUCAGUUAGCUCUUCUAAAGGAUUUCGUUAACAUUAUGAAGCUCAGUCCCGCUGAAAUUCACAAUCCCAAUUUGAAAUUCUUCAAAGAUUGGAUUGAAAGGUAAAGAAAAGAAGUCGCUGUAACCAUGUGAUUGUGAGCAGCAUAGUCACACAGUAACAGCAUAAAAAAUAAUAAAAAAUGAUAAUAAUUUAAUAAUAAUUUAAUAAUAAUGUGAAAAUAAAAGCUUAUAGGUUGAUUAUCGCUCAAUCCAUUUGUAUAAAUCGACGCUCGUUUUGGAUUCUAAGCUAAUGAUUUAAGUUUCAGUAUCAUAUCGUAUAUAUAUUACAAUUCCUGGAAGUUUGUGCUGACUGUGCAAGUGGUGAUAUGCAACAAUUUUGUGAUGACAUCAUUUCACUGUCUAUGCAACUGACAGAAUUAUAGCACAUAUUUAACAGUUAUUGGAUGAGGUUUUUGUGAUAUGCGGAAUUAUCAAGGUCGAGCUAAGCGUUAUCAGCCACGCCUUCAGCUCGGCUGAUAACUCUUACCAAGACCUUGAUAAUUUUGCAUAUCGCAAAAACCGAAUUUGAUUGUGUUAAAUAGAUACCGCUUGCUAAUCAUUGCAGGCUCAUUUGCAGAUAACUCAGUUAUCUGCUGGCAGAUAACUGAAUGUUCUGUAGGUUGCGUAAUUGCGCGAUUUAACUGUAAGCUCUUAGCCAAUCAAAUUGCUUUUACCAACUACAAUGUAUAAUAUUGUGGGCUAAUGCACCGAUCAAUGUUAUGCCCGACCCUAGGGAGGGUGGGCAAACCCAGAGGCAUUUGACAUUUUCAAUUUUUUGUGUCAAUAGUCGCCACUUUGUGGUCAAUCGUAGUCAAAUGGCCCGCACCCCUGAGUUAGAGGAAAACUACAAAGAUGUUAUAAUCUGCUCAUACAAUUUAUUUAUAUUUAUAAUAUAGCAUUGGUAAAUUCUGAACGCUAUAAAUUGGCUAAGAGCUGUGUUGAUAUAACUUAAUAUAAACACGGAAAUUUCCUGUCGCUCUUGGAUUCAAUUGUAUAAUCAUUAUUUUCUCCUUUCUUAUCAUUUAUUUCCUAGUUAAAUAUGUAUUGAAAAGACAAAAGUUAUCAAGAUUUUAUUUUAAAAAGCCACAAAUGAAGUGAUACUAUUCAUGAAUUCACCUUGCCAUUUUCCUGAAACAUGCUUGUGAAAAUGAUAGGUGACUGGUAACAAGAAUGUCAAAACGCCCGACCCUGGGGAGCUUCCUUGAUGUCAAAUAAAAUAAAAUCCCCGACCCAGAAGCAGGGAAAUCAGGUCAAUUCCCUGUGUAUCCCCGCCCUCCCUAGGGUCGGGCAUGCCAUUGAUUGGUGCAUAAUCUCGAAUGGUCUGUGCCAGCGUAGGUAUAUUAGUGACAAUGUACAAGCUUUCGUUUGUAGGGAUGCAACUACCUGAAAAAUACAAGGAACAUUUCAACGUUUCGAGUGAAAGGCCUUCAUUGGGAUGUUAGUGGCUAAUUUCCCAAUGAAGGGCCUUCGCUCAAAAUGUCAUAUUUCAUAUUGUGGGUUGACUAUACCUCACAGACAUUUGUUGCCAAUAAACUUGGCAUUUAGUUUCGUAAUCUCUUAAUAACAAUCUAACAUUCACCCACAAUGAACACCUUUGCAGAUAGUGUGCUUUUAAGGCUGUACAGUAACCCCAAUAUACCAACAACAAUGAGUAAUCUCACACUAAUAUGCUUACAAAUUUUGUAAUCUCCCACCAGAGAUCUCUGGCUUGGAGUGCAUGGAAUGCACCCUGGUGUAUGGAGUAAUGACUAUGCAAAACAGACAAAAUGUGGUGUUUAACCCAUUGAGCCACAAUGUGCCCCAGUGCGCCCUACUUAUCUUUUUUUACUUGUCUAACACCAGACGAUUUUACUCGUCAAUGGGGAAGCUUGCAGCUUAAUGCCCAGUUAAAAGUAAAAUAUGGAAAUUUUAAUUUUCAUCAAACCCUUUUGGAAUAAACAGCAAUUACUUCAUGUGACUACAAGAAAUUUUUAUUUAUGCCUAGAACCUCUUUGAAGCAAAUAUUUCCACUGAAACCCUAGGGAACAUAAAUUAAGAAAAUUUAUGUAUUGUAUAUGCUAAAUUUCGUCAGAAAUGAAUAAUAUUUUGGCAUUAGCAACUACAUUUAGUUGACCUCCAAUACAUUUGGAGGACAAAAUUUGCAAUUUGAACUUGAUUAUAACUCAGAUACAUUACAGUAAUUAAUAUGUAUUAUAAACGUAUAUGCAUGAUUUUGUUCUGCCCUUGACAAUUAGUAAAAUUAUUUGGCAUUAGACAGAGUAAAAUGAUAAAGUAGGGGGCAUUGUGCAAUUGGGGCACAAUGCAACUUAAUACGUGAAUUUGACAAUGAAAACUACUGACUAUAGUACCGGUAUGUUGAUCUUGUAGAUUGGUUUUCCCUUUUUUGCAUUAUUCUAUUUCCUGUGUAAUUUGUUGAACUAACAAGGCCUCGGCAUAACAAGCUAGGCCUCGGAAUUCGGCAAUUGGCAAACACUAGAGGUGUGCAAAUCCGAUCCGGAUUCGUUCGGAUUUCGGAACCAAAAUAUUCAUUUCGGAUUGGAUUGAUAAAGUUGUUUCGUAGUCGGAUCUGAUCAGACUUCGAUAUCCGAAAUAAAAUUAAUUAAUUGUCCACGCAUUAUCGCAAGAAUUAAUUAUCCAUGCAUUUAUCAAAGCAUCAUCGUGGUUGUCGGUGCAUUAUUCGUUUGAUGCUUCAAUUGGACGUCACUUUGUCAGCUUCUUGACAUGUAUUUCUUGCUUUUAGGGUUAAAUAUUUCAACUUGAAUGAGAAAUUUAUUUUAUUAUUAAGGAAUUCUUCGGAUCGGAUCGGAUUUCUUUAUCAAAACACGGAUCACAUCGGAUUCGGAUUAGACAAUAUCGGAUCGGAUUUUAAACAUUAGGCAAUUGUCGGAUUAUAAACGUCCAAUCCGAUCCGAUGCACACCUCUACCAAACACUGUCAGCUUAGUUGGCGAAAUAUGAUAGAUCUGAAAUUAUACUUUCAUCAUCUGAAUUCAGAGCAAAUUAAUGACUCUUAACUUCACAUAUUUAAACUUUAAGAUGUGUGUAUGCUAUAAACAUAAAUCAAUUGGAAUAGCAAAUCAUACACUAUAGGAAUAUCAAACUAGUGAUGGAGACACUAGGGGAACCAGGGGGCAACCAUCCCCCACCCCACCCCCAUCAAUAAUUUCAAAAAACCUUUGAUUAAUUAACAGCUGCACGAAAGUUGUGACAAAUUACAUGUAUGGUUGAACCUAACCUGAAAUUCAGGCCCUAAUUUUAAAUAGGGCCUGACACAAAACCUGUCUAGUAGACCGUGGGACGCCCAAAUGUUAUUUUUAGACACAGUCAUGCAAUAAUCCAAUAUGAUUGACAAGUGUAAUUGUAGAUUUCAUUGCACACAAAAAAUUAUAUUCUCAUGAACAUGUCCGCAGAGUGUGCAUUUUGCUUUUUAAUUAAACUUAAAAAUUCAAGGUACUUUUAUAUAAUUAAGAAUUCAGUUUCUCUCUUUAACCGAACAGCAAACAAAGAUUUAAUUAGUCAGUUCUGCGCACGGCUUGAAUGCCAAGCUUUCUCAAGGUCUCAACUUGCUGGAUGCGGAUAUACUCUAAUGGGCUAACAACAGCAACAACGAAAUUCUUAAUCGUACCACGUAGGACCUGAUAAAUAAGACUUUUGCCAAAGCCAGUUGGCAGAACAGCAAAGACAACAUGGCUGUGAACAACAAGCUUUCGAAUACAUGACUAAUUUUGCUGUUCUUUCAGCGUCGUGUGUCCAAACUUCGUCAAAGAUUUUAAUAAAGCCCUUUCAAAAUACUGUUUGUUUGAUUUAUUUUCUGCCAUAAAGCAUGCAUAAAAGAAAAGAAAUUCGAUAAUGGAAUUUGACACAUGCAUUUGACCUUAAUUGUCGCCUUGACCGAGCUAUUUUUAAAACUAUUGUUUAUGUGAACUUGCAACCAAUCAAAAUCUUUCAUGAUGCUGAUCGACCAAUCAGAUUUCCAGUCCACCAGAUGGACGGGCAUCCCACAGUUUAGACAGGUUUUGUGUCAGGCCCUAUUUAAAAUUAGGGCCUGAAUUUCAGGUUAGGUUGAACCAAAAAAACAACAUGGUGAGCAAUAGAUAAGCUAUGUAUUGCAUUGAAAUUUAAGGCUGAAACAGGUGACAAGGUCAACAUUUUUUUCAUCCAGCAAAUUACUUUGAAGAAGUAUUAGCAAAUUAGUUACCACAGGAACAUUCUAUUGCCAGUUGAUUUGUAAGUUUGCUGACCUGCUUUACAGUAAAGCUUUGAAGCCUGCAUAAACGUAACAGAAUAUAGUGGUUCUUCAGAUAGAAUAAGGCCAAAAAAAGAAAUACCUGGGUUUCCUAAUUUUCUCAUUGGAAAAACUUAGGUAGGGUACAGUAGGUCGGGUUUUCUUCUUUUUUUUGUUAUUUUUUUUAUAAAAUUAAUGCUCAUGCAUGAGAGUGAUAUUGUACAUCAAUUAUGGCAGCACAGAUGGCUCAAGCAUUUGUUAAAUGUUAUAUCAACUUUGAAACAAACAGGUUAUACUUUAUGUAAAUAGUACAAACUCUUUGCAAACUUCAGAUAAAAAGAUUAGGGUCAGUGAUUUCCGGGUCGGGAAACCAGAAACCCAGGUAUUUUUUAUUUGUCCUAAUGGUUUGAAUCGAAAGUCUACUUCUCUUGUAUGAAAUAUAGUAAAAAUCUAUAAUUUAUUGACACACACUUCUAAAAGACUCAAGGACAAUAUAAAGAAUAAAUGUUAACUGUAUAAUAUAUAAUUUAGUUUUGGAGGAAAUUUGCCCCCUCCACCUGAAGAACCAUCAAGUGAAACAGAAGAUGAAAAAGAACCAAAAGUUGAAGACAUGGAAGAAGUAUAUAAUGUCAUUUUGAAUUCUCGUCAAUUUUAUUCAAAUAAAAUUUAAUUAAACAUUAAAUUGUUACUGCAUAUAAAUUGACAUCUUUUCACCAUCAGAGCUUUUGACACACUUAUUGCCCUAGACUAUUACCAUGUUGAUAUCCCAAUCUAGGUUAAGACUCCAAACCAUUAAUGUUAUGCAAGUGUUAAGUUUUUAUAUUUUGAUAUCAUGGGAAAUGCAAUUUAGGUUCUGUGGUUUUCACAUUACUGCAAGUGAAUGAAGAAAACCCUUGAUCUCUGAAAUGAAAGCAGUCGCACUAAUAAUUGCUCAACCAUGAUUACUUUUUUAUACCAGGAGAAUGAAGAACCAAAGAAAGAAACUACCACAAGUACUAAAUCAACAGAAAAAGAUCCAGAAAGUGAUGAAAGUGCAGAAAGUGAUAUUGGUAUGUAUCUUUGCAGUUCUCAUCUUAAUAUUUAAUAAUGAUAAGACUGCUCAUUUUGAUCACUUUCCCAUGCCUUUUUUCAGAGAUAGAUAAUGAGGGUGUGGUUGAACCAGACACUGAUGAACCACAACCAAUGGGUGAUAUAAAUGUUGAGGUUUGUAAUUGCAAAUUAAAUAGAUUUGUGCUAUAGAUAUAAACCUAAAGGCAGAGUGAUAUACUUCAAUGAAGUAUAUCAAAGUGCAAUUAUAUAUGAACAAUUUAAUCCAUGUAGGAGGUCUCAGAAGAUGAUAUGACAGAGGCAAGUGAAAAACGAUCUGCUGGAGUCAUGGCAAUGAGUGAAGGUAAGCUGAUGUUGUUUUUUGUGAAACAUUAUGCUGCUUGUUUAAUUUAACAGGUAAACUACAUUUUCAUGCAAUAUUGAUUAAACUACAUGUAUAAACGUUUGAACUACUAUGACAUAUUUGUUACCAGUUUCUUACUUUCACGGUUUUAAAAAACUUUUGCUGUUAAAAGAUGAAAUUUUCAAAUUUCAUUGCCUAAGUAAACUCUAUGAAAAAUAGUUCCAUUUUAAAUGGAACUUAAAUUCUAAUAAUGUAGUAGAUUUAUGCGAAUUUUAAAUGUUAAUAAGACAUCAGUAGCUCAGUCAAUAUUACUUUAUUGAAUGUAUAUAUUGAGUUUAAAACAUUGUGCUUAUUUAGGUGAAUUGGAUAAAGCAAUAACCUUAUUAACCGAAGCCGUUUUGAAAAAUCCUCGUUCAGCUCCAACUUAUGCUAAAAGGGCAAGGUAAAUUUUUUGAAAAGUUAUUUUACUAUAAGGUUGACCAGCAGCGUAUAUCAAUGCAUGUUCAUAUUUGAUUUUAAUUACUGAACUUUGAGCUGAUAUAGGUAAUAAUAUAUAUGUCCAACAAGUUCACUUUAUAUGAGGUGGAUCUAUAACCAGCAUGGCAGGCUCUUUAUAAGUAGAACUGAUCACCGGUGACAUGCACCGUCCACUUUUUAAUACUAUAAACAAAAUAAAAAUGCAAGAUUCAAUUAAAUUAUUUAACAAGUAACAUGUUAAACUAUACCAACGUUUUAAAGGAUUAGUGUAUUUUGGAUCUUUUCUUGAACAAAUUAGCUUUAUAUAUGUCAAUCAACCUUAAUUCAGCAAAUCACAAUUCUUCCGGGCUUCCAGGCCUUAAAUAUCGGUCGGUCACGGACAUUGUCCGACCCAUUCGUGAAAUUGUCCGACGUAGAGAGGAAACCACCGGACAUUCUGUCCGACCAAAGUGAAACUGAGGUUUAUUGUUUGUCUGGCGACCCGAGUGCAUUGGUGACCGACCGAACUGUAGCUUUGUCCGACGUAAAUCAAAAUGAACCCUAGCCCAGGACUGGACAUGUUGUUUUAACGUAGUCGAGCGCGGGGCGGCGAGCGAAAUGGUGAAGUGGAAAAUGGGCUUAAGUUGUCGAAAUCUUUUUUAAUACUGCUGUUCUGGCAUGCAAGUUAAUUUUGGCUUGGAAAUAAGUAUGAAAGAAACAAAUUAUUUAAUAUCUUUACAACAUUUACCGUUUAUUCAUUUAUGUCAUUCGGACUUAUUUCCGAGCCGUAAAAACUGAACUGAAGGUCAUCGGACAUAUGUCCGACCCAAACUCAACGUCACCGGACAUUUUGUCAGACGGCCCUGGAAAAGAUAUUUUAAGGCCUGCGGACUUCACGGCAGGCCCUUCGCCCCAUUCCCCUAGAAGAGACAGCAACGCUGAAGUGGAUCCUACUUGAUAAAGAUCGACCAAAGUUCGCCACCUCAGGCAAAACUUCGUCGGUAACGACCUUCCUGACGAAGAACUUUUAGUCGAAAGGGUAGUAUAGGUAAUUGCAUGGCUUUUCCGAGAGAUUAUAUCAUUGUUCCUUUAUAUCUACUGUGGGCGUCAGUUAUUAGAGAGUUUAAGCUUCGCGUUAUACGGCAAACGCCAGGCAAAGAAAAAUUUUACGGUAUCAGGCAAUAAAGAGUAAAUGAACUUGCUGUUUUAAAACUGAAAUACAUAAUUAUUCUUUCGACGCAAGAAAGAAAAUAUGAAACGAAAACGUUCAACGAAAAUUUUGCCAUGAAAGUUCGAACCUGCCGUUUGCCGUUCCCGGAAACGUGAAGUUUAAACUCCCUAUUGAAAUCCGCGCUAGGGUUGUUACAUGCAAAAUUAUUUUUGCUGACUGAAAACAUAAGAAAGAAGAUCUCGCUCUAGCAGUUAUCAAUUUUCGUUGGUGGUUUUCUGGCAGACCGGACUUGAUGAAGGUCGUUUCUCAAGUCAUAUUUAACUUGAUGUUUUAUAUUGACAAAAUUGACUUUAGGAGGUGUCAUUCCCGACUCGCGUGUAGCGCGCAAGCUAAUUGACAGUCGCAUUUCCGUACUUUGUUCCUUCGUUUAUUUUGCUUGCUGCAAGAAAAAUAAAUAUAGAGACAUGAUUGGCUCUUCUCUAGUUAUUUACAGUAUCAUUAAAGCCAUAUAUUUGGUAUAUUUUCAGUUGUUAUAUACGCAUGAGCAAGCCAAACGCGGCAAUUCGUGAUUGCAACCGAGCAGUUGAACUGAAUCCUGAUUCAGCGCAUUCAUACAAGUGGAGAGGUAGAGCAUACAUGUAAGUAACGAUUAUUAUCUUAAGCUUCCACUAUAUUUAACUAUGUACAUUGUAAUAAUGUUAAUACACCUGCAAUUCGUGGAGCCAGUCAUGCAUGGAAAUUUUACUUGCCAAUUUGGUAAACACUUGAGGAAAAAACAAACUUAUACUUCUGAGUGACUGUAAAAAACAAAAUGUUAAUUUUAGUUAUAGUGUGAAAGAUUUUAACUUAUAUUCAUUCAGUAAUUAAUGUUUUGUUUUUAUUUGUACUGACUGCCCAUGCUUGUUACAAAUGUGCCAGGGUUUAGCUGAUAUUAGUGCUAGCUCUGAGGCCUGAGCUCAGUCUUUUUAUCAAACCUUGGCGAUUUGCAUUAUUGCUCAACAACCAAUCCCUUAAAAUCGUCAGCUUUGCGCAGCCUAUACACAUGUCGUUAUAGAUGUGUUGUGUCGUGUUAUUAAAUUUGGAUGUGAAAUCGUCCUGAAUAAUGUGCAACACAGUGAAUAAGUAGCAAUUUGUUAUCUCUUGAUUUUGGUAUACUGCACGUAUAUUCGAAAUUACUGCUGUGUCUUGGUUUGUGAUUGUUAGGUUGUUAGGAGAGUGGGAGAAAGCUAAAAGUGACUUGGCAACAGCAUGUAAGAUUGACUGGGAUGACCAGGCUAAUGAAUGGUUGAAAGCUGCUGCACCAAAUGUAUGUCCUUGCAUGCAUGUAUACUGUAUGUAAUGAGAAGUAAAAAAUUGAUAAUAACUUCUUAUUAACCGAACGCGAGGUCUGUACAGAGAAAUAUCGGACCGAGGUCUUUUUUGUACAGACCGAGCCCGUAGGGAGAGGUUUGUAUAAAAAUACCAAGGUCCGAUAUUUCUCUGUACCGAGCAAGCGAGGUUAAUAAAAAGUUUAUUAUAUGGCAUUUAUAGGCAUUUAUACUUGAAACAAACAAGAAAUGCAUGAUUUGAAAUGCAAAUUAGUAGCGUUGUACACAUUUGGUCGAAGAAAACAAAAAAUACCAAUGUAUACCGCCGGUCCAUUACGGGGAAAUAAUGGGCCGCUGAAAGUGCUUCUCAUCCAAUCACAGUCCGCCAUUUCAUCGGAAGUGAUAUUUGCCAUAUAAUAAAUUAAUAAUUAAUAAUAAUGCAGUUUCGUGUCAGUAAUGUAUACUUGUUAAUUUCUCACUUUUGUACUGACUAUGGCAUACAAAAAUUUGAAAUCCUGCGAUAAAACAAGACGUUUCCUAAGAUAUGUAGUUUCACAACCUUGUUCCAGUUCUUUUUUGCCCAGUUUUGGUAAACGCAUUUUGUGAAUUGUGUUCAUAUUUAACUUGUUUCUACCAGUUUACGCAAUAUUUUUCAGUUAAAGUUGGGCCUAUAUUAUUAACCUACUGUAAUAACCUUUCUAUAAGCUUUCGUUUGAAGUAUUAUCCGAGCACAUAUUUCGGACGUAAAAUAAUCUGCAUAAUAUAUAGAAAACAAAUGAGUUUUAAUAUAGCAAAACGAGGUCCAUAAUAUGGUUAACAACAUACGUAUAUGAGAACGUCCAACAAUGCAUUGAUCUUGAUAUUUUUCGUCUUUUUCAAGCAUAUUUCAACGCAAUUCGGAGAAUAUAAGUUUGAUAAAUGCUUUUUCAUUUCAAGGCAUUAAAGAUUGAAGCACAUAAACGAAAACAGGAACGAAAGAGAGAGGAAAAAGAAAUAAAAGAGAGAAGGUACAAUGUCACUCACAUUGUAUCAUAAUUUUGUAAUUGUUGUAAUAGACAAUCCAUAUUUUUCGUGUACGAAUUUGUUUUUCUUUGAUAUUGAUCCCAAUCACAAAUUUAACCUUAAACGUACUGUGUACGAAACAUGAGUAAGUAAUCACAUAAAACGAGGCCAUACACUGGGCAAGAGGACAAUAAACAGUACAAUAGCCAAUUCCCAUUAUAGACUAAUUUUAAAACUAGGCAAGGAGAUGCAAAUAAAUCACAACAGCUAGAAAGAGCAUACUAAAAUUAGUAAAAUUGCAAUAUAGCCUUGCAACGUUUGCAAAUUGUGUAUACUUUUGUAUUGCUUGCGGAGAUUACUAUAUACCAUUUUCGGCCCAAAUGUGGUAGGAAUGUGGUAGCAAUUUCCGCACGCAAUACAAAAGUAUAGUAUUACAAAAUUUGCGAACUUUGCAAGGCUAUAUUUUCCACAUUUUACAACAUUUCGCAACCAAACUUCGCAAUUUUACUAAUUUUAGUAUGUUCUUUCCGGGAAUAUACUUUCUUGCCAAUAUAAAAAAUUAGUCUAUAAUGGGAAUUGUCUGUUAUUGACUUCGUUUUACACCUUUCUUAUCUCCACACCAAGAUGUUGUUAUCGCAUGCCUUGCCUGUUUGGUGGUUAGGUUGGUGGUAAUAUAACAUUGGCUACGUUAUAUACUGUACAACAGGCUCAUUGCUCAAGGCGGUUAACAAUAUAAAGUUGUAACGUAUACAACCGAACGCGUAAUGUAGUAUUACACUGUAUCAUUACUUCACUUGCAUGACUGGGCGAAUAAAAUUAAAUGAAUAAAGCUGAAGAAAAUAAAUUAAAUGAAGUCAAGAAAAGGGACAUGCAAUGUACACACAGCUCCAAUCAAGAUUUUCACAAGCGGGAAUGUUUCAGAAUCUAAAUGAUGGGUCUAUACUGUAGUUCAACAUUUUAAACAGUGCACCCUACCCAUUGUGUGGUUUGUGUGCUUGUAGAAAUUGUAAUUCUUUUACUUGAAUAUUUUAAUUCUUUUUUCAGGAAAAGAGUGGAAGCCGCUAAAAAGGUUGGUUAUUUUGUCCUAAUGCAUGCAGUAUUACCAUGUAACAUUUUUAUUGCUUUGGAGUUAACAUUUUUAUUGCUUUGGAGCUAGUGAACAUGGAGGUCGGGAGAGUUUGCCUCUAUUCAACGGUACAAACAAAACAUAGUAUUGCGCAUUAAUUUGUGGAAUUUGACCUCUCUACUAGGCCAUAUGUGUUCGAUCCAUAGAUAUAUCAUAUACAUAUAUGAGAUAUCUGUAUGGUUCGAUCCCGUUCUUAGUCCAAUUUAUCAUAUGCUGCAAUUUGUACUGUUGUUGUAUUUCGCCCGUUCAGAUUUUUAAACCUGAUGAAUGGAGAGGCCAUAUAAGUGUAUAUUAGUGAUAUAAAAUUUAAACCCGGGAGGGGGGGGGGGGGGGGGGAAGUAAUGUGUCGGUCACGUUGUAUAGACGCAUGAUGCAUGUUGUUACUGGUUAACCUGGACAACGGAUUUCUCAAGAUGUCGGUUUUUGGACUUUGUUCCUUCUUACACUUUGUUCCUUCUUACACAAAUUAGCUGACGGCUAUAAUUCCGUACUUAAACAUAGGACGUUGAAUAAAUUCUAUUUUCCCUUAAUACGUUUUAUUGUUGAUAUUAUUAGGAACGUGAAAGAGUACAGCGUGAGGAAGAAGAA